UGUGACGUCACAUUCUCGCGAGAUGAGAACUAUGACGUCUGGAUUAGCUGUCCGGCAGGAGUCAAGGAGCUAGACGUUAACGGCGCUGCGGGACUUUUAAACAGCGAUCCGGGACUGCGGACAGUGUUAAGAGAAGCGGGACUGUCCCGGGAAAGGCGGGGCUAUUGGGCGUAUGAUGCUAUCCCUAUUCAGUCAAGUGUGGACCUAUGUUCCUGCCCAUCAUCUUCAAUUGUGAGAAGCUCAUCAGACUCCAGCUCUUCACCAGUCCUUGGCAGUAGACCAAGUACCAACAUGGAUGUGAGGGCUGUAGAGUCCAGAACAAAUUCAUUGCCACACCCAGGGCAGCAAGAACAACAGCACCCUCAACAGCCUCGAAAGAAGAGACCCCAGGAUUUCAAGUUUGGAAAAAUCCUGGGGGAAGGUUCUUUUUCAACAGUUGUCUUAGCCAAAGAGUUAACAACAGGAAGAGAAUAUGCCGUUAAAAUUUUACAGAAGCGGCAUAUAAUGAAGGAGAACAAGGUACAAUAUGUGAACAGGGAAAAAGAUGUUAUGUCCCGUUUGGACCACCCAUUCUUCGUCAAACUUUAUUUCACAUUUCAAGAUCCUGAAAAGCUCUAUUUUGGUCUUAGUUAUGCUAAGAACGGAGAACUACUAAAGUACAUACGAAAGAUUGGCUCAUUUGAUGAAACCUGCACAAGAUUUUAUACUGCUGAAAUUGUGUGUGCUUUAGAAUAUCUGCACGAGAAUGGAAUUAUUCACAGGGACCUUAAGCCAGAAAACAUUCUACUUAGUGAGGACAUGCACAUUCAAAUAACAGACUUUGGGACUGCCAAGGUGUCAUCGUCUGACAGCAAACAAGUGCGAGCAAAUUCAUUUGUAGGAACAGCACAGUACGUGUCACCUGAGUUACUGACUGAAAAAUCAGCAUGUAAAAGUUCAGACCUGUGGGCACUAGGAUGUAUCGUUUAUCAGCUGGUAGCAGGAUUGCCACCAUUCAGAGCUGGGAAUGAAUACCUUAUAUUUCAGAAGAUAAUUAAGCUGGAAUACGACUUCCCUGAAAAAUUCUUUCCAAAGGCUAAAGACCUAGUAGAAAAACUUUUGGUUAUAGAUCCUACUAAACGAUUAGGCUGCGAAGAGUUGGGAGGCUACGGACCUCUAAAAGCACAUCCAUUUUUUGAGACCGUUACAUGGCAAGAUUUGCACCUGCAAACUCCACCAAAACUUACAGCAUAUUUACCGGCAAUGUCUGAAGAUGACGAGGAUUGCUAUGGGAAUUAUGAUGACCUCCUGAGUCAGUUUGGCUGCAUGCAGGUAGCAACCUCAGCGUCUUCCCCUUCGCUGGCACCUUUAGAACCUCUUCUUUCUCAGAGGUGUGGCAGUAACAUAGAGCAAUACAUACAUGACCUUGAUAACAAUUCAUUUGAGCUUGAUCUCCAGUUCUCUGAAGCAGAGAAGCGACUACUUCUGGAGAAGCAAGUGGGAGGAAAUCAGUGGCAUCAGUUUGUAGAAAAUAAUUUAAUUGUAAAAAUGGGUCCAGUAGACAAAAGAAAGGGUUUAUUUGCUCGUCGGCGCCAACUACUCCUCACAGAAGGUCCACAUUUAUAUUAUGUAGAUCCUGUAAACAAAGUGCUGAAAGGCGAGAUCCCAUGGUCACAAGAACUGCGCCCAGAGGCUAAGAAUUUUAAAACUUUUUUCGUACACACACCAAACAGAACCUAUUAUCUAAUGGACCCAAGUGGAAACGCUCACAAAUGGUGCAAAAAGAUCCAGGAAGUGUGGCGACACAGAUACCAGAACCAUCAGAACAGUGGCAUAUAGCAGUCAGUGCUUCUCCUUGGUGUCCUCUAAGCUUCCCCUCUUGCUGCUAGAAAGUCCCUGACACAACAGAUGAGCUUUACACAGCAGAGCAGAAGAAAAGCCCUUCGCCCAUCUCUCAGCCACCAUCGUCAUACAUCUAAUAUUUAAAUGGAAAUAGCAAAACAAAGAACAUUUAUGGAAUUCAGGGUUGCUUUGCGUCUUCUCUGUACCUCCGUUGGGUUCCAACAUGCAUAUCAUUGCGCUGAGCAUCUUGCUUUUUCUGCAGAAUCCUUUGCAAACUAGUGAGUAGGCCUCGCUAUGCCAGCUUCACUUACAGUUGGUAGAACCACAAAUCCUUGUAUGCACAUGUAUACCGACACACCACAUACAGUAAUCCGUGGCACUCUCCUGAUUUUCUCUUCCUCUUAGUAAAUCAGGAGGAUGUUGGAGCUGUUCAACUUUUGCAUUGUUGUAAGCAGUAGCAAACGCUACCUUCCAACCACAUGGAGAGUAUAAUUGCUCUGCAAAGAUUUUAACUUAUUUUUAUUCCGCUAUUUCCUGUAUGUGGCACAUCCAGUAAGGUUAAACACGUUCCUUGUUACAGGGAAUUGGUGGUACCUUCAAACCAGUGGCAUCAGGCGGCAGGGAAAGCAAACUCCUGAUCUUUGCACUGAAUAUACCUGUUUUUUUUUUUUUCUUUAAAACACCCUACAAUUCAGUUUUUAAUAUACUUUGCAAGCACACUUUUUAUUACUUACAAAUGCUGGUGCUUUUCUUAGCAUCACUAGAUUAGAAGUCAGUUGUCCACUGAAAAUAUGCACUUUGUGGAUUUUAAUACAUUUAGCAACUGUUCUAUUAAACAUAAAAAGAGAGUUCUACUGACGGCAUUUAGGGCUGCCUACAAAACAAUGUUUUAGUAUAGGGUUGUAUCAGGUUGCUGUACCUGCUGCUAUUUCAAUCCUUUUUUUUUUUUUUUUUUUUUUUUACUUUACAAGUUAACCAGGCCACAAAAUCGAUCACAGACCAUUGAAUUCUAGGAAAUACUUAUGGUACUUAUGUCAUAUCCAGGAUAUUGGUUUUAUUACCUGCAUCUUUUUUGUGGUCAGAAACAUUUCUGUGCUUAAAGGAGAAACGAAGCAUUGUCCGCACCUGAUGAAGUAUUGAUUCCUAAUAUACAAAUUAUAUAUCUAUAUAUUUAUAUAAAUAUAUAGAUAUUUAUAGAUACAAAAUAUAGUGAUGAGAGCUCACGGUGAAUACCAGUUGGUGCUUAAUUGUCCAGUUUUUACAAAAGGAUAAUCUGCUUCUGUGUCUGCUGAAUCCUUAACAACAACGCUGUCCCUUUACCACUUUGAAAGCUGGAAGACAAGGUGGCACUUAAGUGGGGGACAGUCAACUGCUAUUGCCCCAACCCCUCGUUAAAGUUGCUUGUGGUCAAAACAGUUUGGUGUUUUGCCUGUCUGUACCUUCAUAUCAUAGCAAAUGCUUGUGGUGAGACUACUUUAGUGAGGGCACCUUUAGUAAAUCUGCCUUAGUACAUUUUGUCUCUGACCCAAAACUUUGUUUAGAAUGUGACACUGCAGCUCACGGUGACUUCAAUAAAAAACAAAAACCUCUGCUACCCACACCCAUGAAGUAAUUUAUGUCCUGCACCUAGUACACAAACGUGUCUGGUCGGCUGUGUGUGGAGAAUACUGUUGAAAAACCUCUUGACCAUGCUCUAGGUAUCAUGUUGUGUCCGCUAAAUGCAUUUAUUUGGUGGCAGUGUUUCAGUACUGCUGUGUCUAGUUACAGAAUUAAAAUUAAAAAAAUUAAAUUAAAAACAAGCUUGAUAGUAGUAAAUGUUAGCUUUUUUUCAGGUUGGUGGCAGUUGGUUAUAAACAUGUUUUUUUUUAAUUCUCUACCUGGUUUGUAGCUGACUGUGAUGUACAGGCGAAGCUUAAGAACUGAAAAUAAAAAAAACUUACUAAAUGGAAACUGUACCCAUGGCUGUUCCAUUUAUUCACCAGAAGGACUUUGGUAGUAACCUUUAAAGGGGUGGUUAACCUUCAAGUUAACUUUAGUAAGUUAUAGAAUUCCCUACUCCUAGCAACUUUGCAGUUGGCCAUUAUUUAUCUUUUAUAGUUUUCGUCUACAUCCAGCUUUCAAAUAGAGGUCACUGACCCCGGCAGUUACUAUUGUUACUUAUUAUUCCUUAUCUUUCUAUUCAGGCCCUAUCCUAUUCAUAUUCACGUUUCUCAUUCAAACCUCUGCCUGGUUGCUAAGGUGAACAAGACCCUAGCAACAAGAUAGCUGCUAAAAUUCCAAACUGGAGAGCUGCUGAACAACAAGCUAAAUAACCGGAAAACCAUAAAAAUUAAAACCAAUUGCAAAUAGUCUCAAAAAAUCAAAGUCUAUAUCAUAUUAAAACUUAAUUCAAAGAUGAACAACCCCUUUAACGAAGCAAAAACCUGUCAGAACCAUUCCGGUUUGGUCUGUUGCUAGGUGAGGGCUAAUGCUUUCUGGUAAAUAAAUGGACUCACUUCUGCCUGUAGGUGUGGUCUCCUUUUAAAACAAAUAAUGCAAUGAUAGGAUAUUCACUUUUGUAUUUUUAUUCUUAUAUAAGGUUAUUUGGUGGCUAAUUGUUGGCCUCUAGUUCAGUCUGUGUUAUUUAAAUUCUAAUAUAUGAAUUAUUUGGAUUGAAUUCAUGUUCCGGGCCAUGUUGUUGUAUGUAUUCAUGUACAGCCAUGAAUGUGAAUAAUUAUUGUAAACUAUAUUUUACAACUUUUUUUUCUGGCUUUAUUAUAUAAAUUUUCUAUUUGGUCAAUGAUUUAAUCAUAUUUCUCAUAAUUUAAUGAACCUGUUUCUUCUUUUCAGAUAUUUGUGCCCCUAGAUGUAGUUACUGAAUGAGGAUUUUUUUUUCACAUAUGCUCGAUUUAGUCUUCUAAUAAAAGGCAUGUAGGGUUAUAGGUGUA
Messenger RNA from Xenopus tropicalis (tropical clawed frog), 4748 nucleotides. RefSeq names its product 3-phosphoinositide dependent protein kinase 1 (gene pdpk1). Bases 292 to 1818 code for a protein of 508 amino acids. Gene Ontology annotation, biological process: negative regulation of apoptotic process. The transcript is spliced from 14 exons. Gene Ontology annotation, molecular function: kinase activity; protein serine/threonine kinase activity; protein kinase activity. Gene Ontology annotation, cellular component: cytoplasm; nucleus; plasma membrane. NCBI's taxonomy places the organism in Eukaryota, Metazoa, Chordata, Amphibia, Anura, Pipidae. The record is from RefSeq and is a predicted model, not a curated record.